This is a messenger RNA of Oncorhynchus gorbuscha (pink salmon), 2376 nucleotides long. Its product is annotated as akirin-1-like. The record is from RefSeq and is a predicted model, not a curated record. Gene Ontology annotation, cellular component: chromatin; nucleus. The transcript is spliced from 5 exons. Gene Ontology annotation, molecular function: transcription coregulator activity. Gene Ontology annotation, biological process: negative regulation of skeletal muscle satellite cell proliferation; myoblast migration involved in skeletal muscle regeneration; positive regulation of macrophage chemotaxis. Bases 229 to 795 code for a protein of 188 amino acids. Lineage: Eukaryota; Metazoa; Chordata; Actinopteri; Salmoniformes; Salmonidae.
AUCUGCCUUAAAACGAAAGUUAGAUGGAAGAAGACGCCAUUUGAACGUUGUUAUUUAGCAAGCGAGUGAUUUAACAAAAACACCGAGAAAAAUAAAUUAGAAGACAAGAAAGCGCAAGACGGGACAGCCAAUCUUCAUUUACUCAGUUACUAUUAGCAGCUAUCCUACAUUUUGACCGACACCCCUCCCACCAAAAAGAAGUGGUUUUCUGGACUAAGUUUAGCUACCAUGGCGUGCACAGCUACUUUGAAGCGUUCAGUGGAGUUGGAGGCCCUUCACAGCCCUCAAUCUCCAAAACGGCGAAGGUGCAGCAAUCUGCCCGGGACUCCGGUCUCCCCGUCUCCAAAGCGAUGCAACCUGCUGUCUGCUACAGGUGACAACAGUCCGAUGUCCCCCCAACCGACUGGUGGAGGAGAACACCGGCUCACCCCAGAGCAGAUUGUCCAGAAUCUUAGGCAAGAAUACAGCCGCUAUCAGAGGAGGCGGAAGCUUGAGGGGGCCUUCAACCAGAGCCAGUCCCAGAGUCUAAGUGAUGGCCCAGGCCAAAGCCCUGGCUUCAUGUCACCAAGCGCCCAACCAGGGUCUUCUGUGAAGAGGGACCAGCCCUGUUUCACACUGCACCAAGUUGGCUCUCUGUGUGAACGGAUUCUCAAGGACCACGACGAGAACAUCCGUGAAGAGUAUGAGCAAAUCCUCAACACUAAACUGGCAGAACAAUAUGAAUCGUUUGUGAAGUUCACACAUGACCAGAUCAUGAGACAAUAUGGCGCCAGACCCUCCAGCUAUGUCUCAUGAACUAUCGUAAAUAAGGAAGUUACCCGCUCUCACGUCUAGACUGCUGCUCGCCUAUCUCCACGUUUUUCUUUACUACUUCAGUGCUAUGAUUUUUCUUUUUGACUUUUAACACUCAAUAAUCUGAGUUGUAUUUGUGUGGGUGUGCUUUUUUUUGGGGGGGGGGAGAUGGAUGGUUGAUGUUCCUUUUUAAUAAAUUGCUGUAGAAAGCUAGGCUGAUGUGACUUCUAUUUAACCUCCCAAACCCACUGCUGCAGCAUGAAGCCUCACUUUUCACCAACCAUACAUGAAAAUGUGGUUCUCUUUUGAAUUUUUUUUUUUUUUUUUUUAGAAAUGAAAGUUAUUUGCCAUUUUGUGCUUUAUCUAAAUUGUAUUUGAUGUUAUACAGGGGGUACUUCAGUGUACUACAGACUGUCAAUUGUAGUUUUGCUUUUCUUGAAACAUAUUUUUGUACAUGGCUGACUCCCUUGUCUUGCAUAUUUCAAUUGAUCUACCCUUUCCAGAAACUGAUCAUGUCAACCCCACGAUAAUCUGUUUGGAAUUGGCAAGGUUCUUGUUCAGACAUUCUACCCAAUUAUGCUACAAUUGAGGAGAUGCCAGCAAAGCAUGUGUCGUUAUACAGAGCUCUUUAUAAAAUAUGCAGGCUAUUACUCCCAAGAAUACCAUGAAUGGAAGGGCUCAUUUGUUGACUGGUUAAGAUCCUUUUCACAGGGAUAGACGAAUGUUGAGGCGUUGUUUCAUGUGAGAAUGAAAUGUGGGGAAACUGCACCUAUCCUCUCUUGGUUUGGAAUAAAACACCAUUCAAGAAAAAAAAGAUUGCGGUCAGAGUGAAGUAUAACUGCAGUUAUUCUGAAAUGACUGUGUCUAAAAUACACCCACGGUUGAAACUGCAGUCCUUUUUUCUUUUUUUAAGGAGUCUGUAUAAACUUGAUUCUGUUAUCUAUAAUACUUGGGCCCUUGAGAGGUUUUGUAAGGGAACCACACUCAUUGUAGUGACCUUCUCAAAGUUUUGAAUCUAGCUGGUCCCCCUUUCAUUUUGGUUUUAAUUUUAUUGAAUGUUCUGCAUAUGAUUUAUAAACUCUUAAUGUACUACUUGAUAUCCCUAUUAAAUGACUAGUUGUGGGUUAUUAGUCAGGGGAUCUUAUAAUACUGGUGUGUUCUGUAAAGCCUGUGAUUAGGAUUGAAGAGGUUAUUUAGUCCUUUUACAUAGUACUACUGAAUACAGUGAAUGUAUGUCUUUAACGGAUGGCGUUGGGUUGAAACAAAACUGAUUUUCAUCAUUCAAACAUGAGCUAAUGUGCUUCUUCACAAGCUGUAUACAUAGGGUGCAAGCCUACCAUUUAGGAAGUACCAUUUCAAAUGCAUCAUGAGUUAUGCCCAUUUCUUUACACAGACGAAGACUUGAUUCUCUAAUUGUGUGGUUUUGGAUUGAGUUCUACAAGAAGAUCUUACUAUGAACUUUUAAUCAAAAAUACCCAAUCAAUUUUUUUAAUUUUCCUACAUGUAAUAAUGUGUCCUUUUUGAGCUCAGUUUUGCUGUACACAAUUAUAACAUUGUUGAAAUAAAGCCUUGAUUUGAAGGGAA